Messenger RNA from Dictyostelium discoideum AX4, 969 nucleotides. RefSeq lists its product as hypothetical. Lineage: Eukaryota; Evosea; Eumycetozoa; Dictyosteliales; Dictyosteliaceae. Bases 1 to 969 code for a protein of 322 amino acids. The record is from RefSeq and is a predicted model, not a curated record. The transcript is spliced from 2 exons. Gene Ontology annotation, molecular function: transferase activity, transferring alkyl or aryl (other than methyl) groups.
AUGGUUACUAGUUUUGAAAAUUUUAAUAAAUUAAGUGAUAAGGAAAUUAGUGAAAUUGUUAUUGAAAAACUUUCAGGUAAUAAUACAAUUGUUUAUGCUUUUGAUGGAUCAACUUUUAAAUUAAAUUCUAAUAAUGAAAAUGAUAUGGAGAAUAUUGAUCAAUGUUCAACAGCAAUGGCUCCAAAUGUUUCAAUUAAUAAAUUGUUGUAUGAUUUGGUUAUGAUGUGUCAACAUGGUAUUAAAACAAUUUGUGUUCCAAUGUGGUGUGAUAAAAUUGAAGAUAAGUCAUCUGAUUAUCUCUCAUAUUUCAUUCAAUAUUUACAAGGUUUAUCAGAACUAUUAGAGAAUGAACAAUUAGUUAAAAUGUAUAAAGAAACCAAUAUCAGAGUUAUUUUUUAUGGUGAUUUUAAAUUAUUAUUAAAACAUUGUAAUGCACUAGAAUUAUUAAAUAAAUUUGAAUUGAUAAUGGAACAAACUAAAAAUAAUACAAAUCAUACAAUUUUAUUGGGUACAAAUAUUGAAGAACCAUCUGAAACAAUCAUUAAUAAUAUCAUUUCAUUCUAUAAUUUAAAUGGUAAUGUUAAACCAACAUCUAUUGAUUUAAUUAAACAAUAUUAUGGUGUUAUGGUUGAUCAAGUUUCAUUAUACUUGGGUUCUCAUAAAUUCACAACUCAAGGAAGACCAAUAUUAAUUUGUGAUAAAGGUAAUGAAGAUUUAUAUUAUUCAAUUGGUUCACAUGAAUAUUUAUCAAAAAAUGGUUUUAGAAAAGUUUUAUUUGAUAAAUUAUUUUGUAGAAAAGUUGCAAAUGCAAAAGAGUAUCAAUUAAAAAUUCAUGAUAUUAAAAUGAUGAAACAAUUUUAUUUAAAUAAUUGUGAAAAUGUAAUGGGAGUUGGUAAUGUUAAUCCAAAUGGUAAUUAUUGGUACCCAGAUCCACAAGUUAUUUUACCAAGUGUUGAUGGUGCUAAUUAA